Molecule: messenger RNA, 3669 nt
Organism: Leptidea sinapis
Lineage: Eukaryota; Metazoa; Arthropoda; Insecta; Lepidoptera; Pieridae
Gene: Pex14
Product: peroxisomal membrane protein PEX14
Exons: 5
Coding region: 271-1017 (248 amino acids)
Biological process (GO): protein import into peroxisome matrix, docking
Cellular component (GO): peroxisomal membrane; peroxisomal importomer complex
Molecular function (GO): signaling receptor binding
Source: RefSeq, a predicted model, not a curated record
AUAUCAAUAAAGACUCUAUAGAUAAUUAUUCAUACUUCAUAAUUUUUAGUUUUCGAGGCUACUAAUUUCGUCGUCUUCCUAUAGAAAAUAAAAGUAAUUAGUUGUAUUACACAAUAAUAAUGUAAUUAAUUUAAAAUUAAUUCUUGAUGGACCAAAGAUUGUGUGUUUACUUUUCAUUAUUAAUUUACUAGAUUGGAUCCUUUGUGAAUUGUGGAAAGUAUUAUAUUAUCAGCAUUCCAAUUUGCAACAAGUCUAACCAAAACUAUAAAUAUGACAGCCGAAGUAUCGUCUCAGCACACAAUCCGGGAUAAUCUGUUACAGGUAACGACGGCUGUGCAGUUCUUAUCAAAUCCAAAAGUGCAGCGCUGCACAAUUGAAAGCAAAGAAAGGUUCCUGAGAGGCAAGGGACUUACAGAUCUAGAGAUCCAGAAGGCUAUUGAGAGAUGUGGAGAUCUUGAUAUGUCUAGUCUCACUUCGGAGCUGAUAAUGUUUCAGAAUUCACGGGGUUUUAAUUUGUGGUUUAAGGAAAAGUUGUUACCAUUGAUUGUAUAUGGUGGAUUUGCAUAUGGAUGCUACUGGUUAUAUAAGAAUUGCAUCAGGCAGUUACUAUUCGUGGAGCAACCAAAACGAAAAACGACAGCGGAAUGUAUAGAGGAGCUCAGGAAGUCCCUGGAUGUGGUCAACGCCAGUAUCAGUUCAUUGAGGAGUGAACUGCAAGCCGGAUCCCAGCAGAGCGCGCUGCGAUCACAGAUCGAUGCCCUAAAGCAGGAAGUGUCAACUGUCAAGGGUAUCUUGUUGAACAGAAAUCAAUUCCCAUCUCUGAAAACUCGAUCAGACCCACCAUCGAUACCAGACUGGCAGCGUCAAUCCGAAGCAGCAACACCUACAGAGGCUGUCCAGGAGAAGAAGCCACACCGGACCAGGAGCCAGCGCACCGGAUCCGAGUCUGCCGGAUCCAACUCGAGCGAGGGAGAACAGGCCACCAAGAACAGUGAUAGCAGUCUAGAGAUCAUGUGAGUACUGUAGUCGAGUACUCUCUGGCGUCAGAUAAAUGGGAACAUGAAAUUGAUUGACAUAUCACGCGAGCUCUCAACUUCAGAAGCUUUUUAAUUAACUCCAGAGUGUGUGCCCCAUUGUCUAUUUUUGAUAAAUUAAUUUACGGGUCCGUUUCUAUUUUUUAAAAUGCUUUUAAUUGAACGAUGCAAUUAAAAAAACUGUAGUAGUGAAUAUUUUUAGGGUCUUUGUGUUUUUAUAUCUUGUAUGUAUUAUAUUGGUUGUUUGUUAUUUGGGAACGGUUUUGAGUGAGAGGAGAGGCAUUUCUUUCAAUUAUUCAUUUUUGCUAUUAUGUCGCUCGAACGCUGUUUAAGAUGUUUCGUGUGCUAUUAUUUUUAUAGUGGGCUUUUGCGGAUGGCCCAUUACAACUUUGCCAUUUGACAAGCCAUUGUCAGGUUGAUGUAGGCCAUCAAGUAUAGAAUAGAUAUUUGUAUUGUGAUUAAAUAUAGAAUAUCAUAAAACUACCUGUAAUCGCGGUUUACUAAUAUAAUGUACGUAUACCAUAUAUCGCAUGCUAUUUGAAACUGACAGCUGUCAAAUUGUAUAAAAGUUAUUUGAGGGUAUUUGUAAAUACUGAUAAUUGCCAGUCAUGAUGCUUCGUGAAUGUGAAGAUUGUGGCUCAGUAUGUAGGUAUGGUGUACACUAAAUAUUAUGUAUAUCACAAAAUAUUAUAGAUAAUGUAUUUUCCGAAUUUGUAAGCUUAUUUCACAAGCUCCGACCAAAGUUGAAACCUUUCCCCACCAAGUUUCCUUAUAAAAUAAAUAUUUAUUGAAAUUAAAUGUAUUAUGAAACUAAAAGUACCAGGGCUGUCACCCCAAUUCCAAGACUUUUCCUGCGUGACUAUUUUUUUUUUUUUUUAUUUCUUUAAAGUUUAUUUUAUUAGGAAACUUCCGUUAUUAUUUAUUCUAAAAUGAUAGAUCCAAGAAUAUUUUGUUAUGAGGAAUUUUAUUAUUAAAUUAUUUUUUUUUAAAGAUUCCUUUCAAUGUUUGCAUGAGAUGAGCUCCAACUUCAACGGACUCAUGCCCAUAAUAUGAACGCUAUUGCGUGUUAGUUAUAACGCUAGCCUUAACUGGAUAACUUUAAUAGAAAAUAACUUUAUUUUUCAAAUUAAAAUAUUUUUAUUCGAAAUAGGAUUUAAAAUCACGUAUUGAACGUCAAGAAAGUACCACCCAUUCGAAAUAGUAUGCCUCACACCUGAGAAGAACGGGCGAUAGUAACUCAGCGGACUUUUUUUUAAAUACUAUACUGUGAAAAUAACUAAAGUUAGUUUCGUACAAUUGAAAGAUUUAGUUUGCAUCACGAUAAAUUCUCUUUCUUGCCAUCAUUUGUAAGUAAUCUGUAAGUUUAUCAAAUUUUCACAAUUAUCAAAUACAUUUGGAUUCAUAAUCAUAUCGUAUUUUUUUUACUAUUAGUACAAAUAGUUGUUGACUAUCUUUGAUGAAAUGCUGAUUAUAAACUUCCUGCUUAUGGUGUCUCCAGGGCGUAAUGAUAUUUCAGGAAAUUUUUUAAAUUAAACCUAAGCGUAUCGGCGCUCUCUAAUCCGGAGUAAUUGAUACGCCCGGCCCAUUAGAAUAUAGUGCCCCUCAGGAUUAUUGAAAAAACCCAAAAUUCUGGGCGGCACUACAGUUGCGCUGGGUCUCAUUUGCUCAGUAAUUUCACUAGCUACGUCUAGCCCUUCAGACCGAAACAGUAAUGCUUACACAUUACUGCUUUACAGCAGAAAUAGGCGCUGUUGUGGUACCCAUAAUCUAGCCGGCUUCCCGUGUUUUUUUAGCAAUAGAUUGCUUAUAAUUAAGAUGAUUUGAGUGAUUGUAUCUGAAAGUUAUUGAAACGAGCUAUAAGACCACGCAAAAUAAACUAUCUUAUAAACAAAAUAAGUGUCUGAACUUGGCGAGGGAAUAGGGUGCCGUACGGCACACCCGGUUUUGGUGUAUCUAAAAAUCUAGUGCCCUGGGGCACUGCUGAUUUUGGUAAGGUUAAAAUGAGGAGAAACGAGCGUAUGGUUUUUAUCAUGGAUCCAUCAGCUAAGAGUUUUCACCGCUUCCCACACUCUCCAGAGGAAUCACAGUUGCCUUCUAAGUAGUUGUAUGAGCUUUCUUUAAAGUUAUCCAUGUAAAGUCCUGUCAACAGCGCGCUUGGAAAACCUUUCCAUAGUACCUACGUGGAAGAAAGUUCCUCGAUAUAUUUUUUAGAUUAAUUAAUACUCACUGUAAAUUUUAGCUAUAAUCACCAUCAAACUGACUUACCUGACUACUCAAUACUAUAAACGCUGUUAUUGACAAAUUCUUCGGCCCGAGUGUAAAUGGUUAUUGUAAGUAUUCGAAAAAAGUAAAUGUAAUAUAUUGUAACAAUUAAAGGUAAAUAAAUUUAACACUUAAACCAUGUAUGUAAAAGAUAAAUAAAUUUUAAUAUAACUUGUCAUGCUUAUUCCUAAAAACAAAUUCAUGCAAGGUUAUCGAAAAUUGGCAUUGUAUAAUGUUUAUGAGUAUCAAUAAUGUAAAUAUGACUGCCUCAUAAUAAUAUUUAUGCAUAUUGAUUGUAAGUGGCAUUCAAAUUGUAGCUAGAUAUAUAGUAUCGACAACUAUUUGGGUGAUAAAUAAACCAAUGAUAUAUUUA